GCUUCCGGAGCGCGGCUGGAGGGCAAACUCCCCUAGAAUUUCUCCAGGAAACCGUUGGGUGGGGCCAGGAGAGCGUUGGGUGGGGCCAGGAAACCGUCUGGUGGGAUCUCCGCAGCUGCUUUUCACCUGCUGUUCCUCCUGCGCUUCCUAAGAGGAAGAAUCAAUGCCGUGGGUGGAGCCCAAGCCCGGGCCGGGGCCGGAGCAGAAGCCCAAGCUCACCAAACGGGACUCUGCCACCGGGCCGCAGUGGUACCAGGAAUCUCAGGAAUCGGAGUCGGAAGGCAAGCAGCCACCCCCGGGACCCCUGGCACCCCCGAAACCCCCCGAACCCUCAGGACCCCCGGCGUCGGAGCAGGACGAUGCACCCCUGCCAGAGGGGGACGAUGCACCCCCCCGGCCGUCGAUGCUGGACGAUGCACCCCGCCUGCCGCUGGAGCUGGACGAUGCACCCCUGCCGGAGGAGGAAACCCCCGAACCCACGGCCAUCUGCAGGCACCGGCACCGCUGUCACACCGACUGCCUAGAGGGGCUGCUGUCCCGCGCCUUCCAGUGGCUGGGGUGGCAGGUGGGCGCGCACCCCUGGAUCUUCCUGCUGGCGCCCUUGAUGCUGACAGCCGCGCUGGGCACCGGCUUCCUGUACCUACCCAAGGACAAAGAGGAAGACCUAGAGGAGCAUUACACCCCUGUGGGGAGCCCGGCCAAGGCGGAGCGGCGCUUCGUGCAGGGCCAUUUCACCACCAACGACUCCUACCGCUUCUCCGCCUCCAGGAGGAGCACCGAAGCCAAUUUCGUCUCGCUUCUGGUGGUCUCCUACAGCGACUCACUGCUGGACCCGGCUACCUUUGCAGAAGUCAGCAAACUGGACGGCGCGGUGCAGGAUCUGCAUGUGGCGCGGGAAAAGGGAAGCCAGAUCGAGUACCAGCAGGUGUGCGCGAGGUACAGGGCGCUCUGCGUGCCCCCCAACCCGAUCCUGUAUGCCUGGCAGGUGAACAAAACGCUCAACCUGAGCAGCAUCUCCUUCCCCGCCUACAACCACGGCGGGCAUCCCCUCUACCUGACCGGCUUCUUCGGAGGAUACAUCUUGGGGGGCAGCCUAGGAAUGGGCCAGUUACUCCUGCGGGCCAAAGCCAUGCGGCUGCUGUACUACCUGAAGACCGAGGACCCUGAGUACGACGUGCAGAGCAAGCAAUGGCUCACCCAUUUGCUCGACCAAUUUACCAACAUUAAGAACAUCUUGGCCUUGAAAAAAAUUGAGGUAGUCCACUUUACAUCGCUUUCCAGACAACUGGAAUUUGAGGCAACUUCUGUGACUGUGAUCCCUGUGUUUCACCUGGCAUACAUUCUCAUCAUUCUGUUUGCAGUCACAUCAUGCUUUAGGUUUGACUGCAUACGAAACAAAAUGUGUGUUGCGGCCUUUGGAGUGAUUUCUGCUUUCUUGGCAGUGGUGAGCGGCUUUGGCCUGCUGUUGCACAUUGGGGUGCCAUUUGUCAUCAUAGUUGCCAAUUCACCAUUUCUUAUUCUAGGUGUUGGGGUCGAUGACAUGUUUAUCAUGAUUUCUGCCUGGCAUAAGACCAACCUUGCAGAUGACAUACGAGAGCGGAUGUCCAAUGUCUAUUCAAAAGCGGCAGUGUCUAUUACAAUCACCACCAUCACUAACAUCCUGGCCUUAUAUACAGGGAUUAUGAGCUCUUUUAGGUCCGUACGAUGUUUUUGCAUCUAUACAGGAACGACCCUGUUAUUUUGCUAUUUUUAUAACAUCACGUGUUUUGGAGCAUUUAUGGCCUUGGAUGGUAAAAGAGAAGUAGUCUGCCUAUGCUGGUUGAAAAAGGCUGACCCAAAAUGGUCCUCAUUUAAAAAGUUCUGCUGCUUCCCAUUUGGUUCUGUCCCAGAUGAACAUGGAACUGAUAUCCAUCCAAUGAGUUUGUUUUUUAGAGACUAUUUUGGCCCCUUUCUCACAAGGAGUGAGUCCAAGUAUUUUGUAGUCUUUAUAUAUGUUUUGUACAUCAUAAGCAGUAUAUAUGGGUGUUUCCAUGUGCAGGAAGGUUUAGACCUUCGAAAUCUGGCAAGUGACGAUUCUUACAUCACACCAUAUUUUAACGUAGAGGAGAAUUAUUUUUCAGAUUAUGGUCCCAGGGUUAUGGUUAUUGUUACUAAAAAAGUUGACUACUGGGAUAAAGAUGUUAGGCAAAAACUGGAAAACUGUAUUAAAAUUUUUGAAAAAAAUGUCUAUGUAGAUAAAAACCUUACAGAGUUUUGGUUAGAUGCAUAUGUGCAAUAUUUAAAAGGUAACAGCCAAGAUCCUAAUGAGAAGAAUACUUUUAUGAACAAUAUUCCUGAUUUUUUAAGCAAUUUUCCAAAUUUUCAGCAUGAUAUUAAUAUUUCAUCAUCAAAUGAAAUCAUUUCUUCCCGGGGCUUCAUUCAGACAACAGAUGUUUCUUCCUCAGCCAAAAAGAAAAUAUUGUUAUUCCAAUUACGACGCAUAGCUGAAGACUGUCAAAUUCCCCUAAUGGUGUAUAACCAGGCAUUUAUAUAUUUUGAUCAGUAUGCUGCAAUAUUAGAAGACACUGUUAGAAAUGUAUUGGUUGCAUCAGCAGCUAUGUUCAUUGUUUCCUUAUUGUUAAUCCCUUAUCCAUUGUGUUCCUUGUGGGUGACUUUUGCUAUUGGUUCUGUGAUUGUAGGGGUAACGGGUUUCAUGGCAUUCUGGAAAGUCAAUCUUGAUUCCAUAUCCAUGAUUAAUCUUGUCAUUUGUAUAGGAUUUUCUUUCGAUUUUUCUGCACACAUUUCCUAUGCAUUUGUUUCUAGUUCUCAGCCCUCAGUAAACCAAAAAUCAAUUGAGGCAUUGUAUCUUCUAGGCUACCCAGUGUUACAAAGUGCAAUUUCAACAAUAAUAGGGGUGUGUGUUUUAGCUGCAGCGAAAGCAUACAUCUUCAGAACAUUUUUUAAGAUUAUGUUUCUCGUUAUGAUAUUUGGGGCAGCUCAUGGCCUAAUUUUUAUUCCAGUAUUCUUAACCUUUUUUGGAAGGUUUAUUUGAAUAUCCACUAACAAGUCAAAGACCAAUUCUAGAAUUCCUGAUUGCCCCAAUCCAAUCUGAUUUUUUUAAAUGCACUAUUAAGAAUAGUCAACAAACUACUGGGAGGCCAAGGUGGGUGGAUCACCUGAGGUCAAGAGUUCGAGACCAGCCUGGCCAACAUGGUGAAACCUCGUCACUACUGAAAAUACAAAAAUUAUCCAGGCAUGGUGGCGUGCACCUAUAAUCCCAGCUACCUGGGAGGCUGAGGCAGGAGAAUCGCUUGAACCUGGGAGAUGGAGGUUGCAGUGAGCUGGAGUGCGCCAGGCACUCCAGCCUGGGUGACAAGAAUGAGACUCCGUCUCAGAAAAAAAAAAAAAAAAAAAGUCAACAAACCAAAAACAAGGGCAUGUUUCCUUGACUUGGAAAUCCCAUUUUAAAUUAUUAUUUAAAAUAUACUGAUAAAAAUUAAUUAGUCUUAUGUUAAAAUAUCUUCACUAAAUUAGGAAGGGUUAUCUUUCUUACAGUCUUCACAAUCAAGUACAAGGUACAACUUUUCUGCUAUUUUUUCCCUUUAUAUUUAUGCCUGAAAUUCAACUAUUGUAUGCAUUGUUCAUACUAUAAAUGGAAUAUUAUUCUCAUUGCACUUGCUACAUGCAUUCAUAUGUGAAAAUGCAUCUUAUCAUUUAUUUUCCCAUUCAGGGGCUUUUCUAUGCAUUUUGUUAAUGGUAUAUUUUGAUAAGAAGUUUUUAAAGUUUAUAAAUCCAAUUUAUCAUAUUUUUUUCAUGGUUAGUGCCUUCUUAUCCUAAGAAAUAUUUUGACUACUCCAAGGUUACAAUUAAAGUCAUCUCUGUUUUCUCUUCUAAGCUAAUAGUUUUGAUCUUACAUUUAGGCCUGUGAUCCAUGUGCAUGUAUUUGUUGGGCAGUAUGAAUAGAAGUCCAUUCCCUUUUCAUAAAAGCUGCCCAUUUGUCUCAGCAUCAUUUGUGAAAAGACUGUCAUUCAGGAUAGGAUUAACUUGGCAUCUAUAUAAAAAAAAAUCAGUUGACAAUUU
Molecule: messenger RNA, 4059 nt
Organism: Pan troglodytes (chimpanzee)
Lineage: Eukaryota; Metazoa; Chordata; Mammalia; Primates; Hominidae
Gene: PTCHD3
Product: patched domain containing 3
Exons: 4
Coding region: 164-3031 (955 amino acids)
Cellular component (GO): membrane
Source: RefSeq, a predicted model, not a curated record